Messenger RNA from Labeo rohita (rohu), 600 nucleotides. RefSeq lists its product as uncharacterized. Bases 93 to 584 code for a protein of 163 amino acids. The transcript is spliced from 4 exons. The record is from RefSeq and is a predicted model, not a curated record. Lineage: Eukaryota; Metazoa; Chordata; Actinopteri; Cypriniformes; Cyprinidae.
UCAGCACGUCCUUUUCGUGCUUGACAUACAAAGUUGGACAUUUCCGAGACUCAACAGUUUGUUGUUCACUUUUGGCCUAUGUCAUCAGCAGCAUGAGCUUAACAGGAAUUGAUUUGUCUCUUAACGAGACGGACUUGAAACCUGAAUAUCCAAAAACACAAGCUGCUCUCAAUGAGGUUAAGAUGAUCAACAUUACCCUUUCUGCAGUAGCUUUGUUUAUCCUGAUGGUGACAGGAAUCAUCAGCUGUAUCUUGCACCAAAGAAACAGAAGGAAGUAUCGGCGGGCUCGCGUCUACGAGAGCGCUGUGAUUUGUGAAGUUCCUGAAGAGCCAGUGGGUGCAACGUGUGUGAAGAAAACCCCAAGUUUUCAUAACCCGUUCGCCCAGUUCAGACAUCAGGAGGGCCCGGAGGACAACUCACGCAUCCACUACAUCUACACCAACCCUCUGCCCGUGGGACACGAGGAGGACAGGCCCCCCCCUCACACGGCGUCCGUACAAGCUCCACUCACGAUGCAGGACUAUGCCAACGGUCCCAAGAGCGGCAUCAUCCUAGCUGCACCCACUUUUUCCAUGCAGCUGUAGAAAGAUAGUAUUUAUA